AUUUUAUUGAACUAAAGAAGCUCCCGGAGGGAUUUUAGAAUAACUGUGUUGAAGCAUCGGUCUUUUUCGUGUCCGGGUGGCCGUGAAAGGGGCUCCGUACACGGAUCUGAUCAGCGUCGCCCUUCAACUACCAUCCAGACCUUUUCUCACCGUGGAUGACUUCUUUCUGAUUCUGUGCAACGUUUUACACAUAUAUUUCCUAUCUGCUACCAAACAGAAUAAAGACUAUUUAGUAAGCUUAAUUAGCCAGACAGAAGCUUCCAGGGAACCAUGGCGGACCUUGGCAUCAGACCCGGGGACGACGUGCUGCUGGUGUGGACUCGGCCUUCGUCGCCAGGAGCCGUGAAACGCUCUGCAGAGGAACUGGCUGCAGCUGUUGGUGCAGACGGAAAGGUGGCCGUGGAGAACAUGGAGAGACUGCUGCUCUCCUCUCAUGCAGCAUCCAGCUUCCACUGGGUGCUCUCCUGCCUCCUGGAUGGCAGCUCCUCCAUCCACACUUCAGAGACGCUGGCAGAGAUGGUCAGAGUGCUCAGACCUGGUGGCAGGCUGGUCCUAGAGGAACCAGUUACAGAAAUAGAAGCUCAGAGUGUGAGGACUACAGAGAAACUUAUGUCAGCGAUGAAGUUGUCUGGAUUCAUGUCGGUGACGGAGAUCAGUAAAGCAGAACUGAGCCCCGAGGCGUUGAGCUCCCUCACAGCGAAUACUGGUUACCAAGGAAACGCCCCGUCUCGAGUCCGCAUGUCUGCUUCUAAACCCAACUACGAGGUGGGAUCUUCCAGCCAGAUCACGCUGCCAUUUGGAAAGAAGACCCUCAAACCAGCAGAGAAACCGGCUCUGGAUCCCAACACGGUGAAAAUGUGGACGCUGUCGGCCAAUGACAUGGAUGACGACGAUGUGGAUCUGUUGGACUCGGACUCUCUGCUGGACGAGGAGGAUCUGAAGAAGCCAGAUCCAUCUUCUCUGAAAGCUCCCAGCUGUGGAGAAGGAGCUGCCAAGAAGAAGAAAGCCUGCAAGAACUGCACGUGUGGUCUUGCUGAAGAGUUGGAGCAGGAGAGCAAAGAGAAAACCAGCUUACCAAAAUCUGCAUGUGGAAGUUGUUACCUUGGCGAUGCCUUCCGAUGCGCCAGCUGUCCGUACCUGGGGAUGCCAGCGUUCAAGCCAGGAGAGAAGAUUGUUCUGGACAACAACGCGCUGACCGACGCCUGAAACUGCAGAUCUCUCAGCUCCAAAACAUUCCUCAUGUUCCAUCCAAGACUCGACUCCCUCCGAUGAUUCCCGGCUGCUGGCUGGGAACCAGUUGCUUCAUUCAGGAGUCCCAUUUCAAUAAACCACAGCGUUUGA
Molecule: messenger RNA, 1341 nt
Organism: Melanotaenia boesemani (Boeseman's rainbowfish)
Lineage: Eukaryota; Metazoa; Chordata; Actinopteri; Atheriniformes; Melanotaeniidae
Gene: ciapin1
Product: cytokine induced apoptosis inhibitor 1
Exons: 9
Coding region: 271-1206 (311 amino acids)
Biological process (GO): iron-sulfur cluster assembly
Cellular component (GO): cytoplasm
Molecular function (GO): iron-sulfur cluster binding
Source: RefSeq, a predicted model, not a curated record